This is a messenger RNA of Drosophila santomea, 9804 nucleotides long. It is a transcript of the gene pum, whose product is annotated as maternal protein pumilio. The record is from RefSeq and is a predicted model, not a curated record. Gene Ontology annotation, cellular component: nucleus; cytoplasm. Gene Ontology annotation, molecular function: mRNA 3'-UTR binding. NCBI's taxonomy places the organism in Eukaryota, Metazoa, Arthropoda, Insecta, Diptera, Drosophilidae. Bases 998 to 5671 code for a protein of 1557 amino acids. Gene Ontology annotation, biological process: post-transcriptional regulation of gene expression. The transcript has 14 exons.
CGCUUUUAUUAUCGUUCUGCGACGGACGGCGGCGACGUUGAAGAAAUUCCUGGCCGAUUUCUUCUUCAUCAUCCUGUGUAAAUAAUUGUAAUUUAAAUAAUCUAAAUUUCGUAUUUAACGAAAGCACACACACACACCAUCAAAUCAAAGGAAAUGCAAACGAAAAGGCUUUUUUAAGUGCAUGUUUUGUGUAUAUUUUCAUCAUUAAAACGUCGUGUAAAUUAAAAUUCAUCCUAAUUAUAAUUAAUAAACUACAUUAAUAAACGGAAAUUCCACAAUUCUCAACCAGAAAUCUGUAAAAAUUCAAGUUUUAACCAAUUCUCAUACGUAAUUAAAUAAAUAAAGUUCAGUUUUGUUAAGUCCCAAAAAACAACAGCUGUGCAACUGUGUAAAAUAUUAUUCAUAAUUUUGUGUAAAUUUAUGUAAAAAAAAAAUAAACAAAACACCAACCACGACAACCAAACGAAGCAAAUUCAAUUUUUUUGAGCAAAAAGUGUGUGAAAAAUCUCAGCAAAGUCUGUAAAAUAAAUGUUAAAUAUAUUAAGCAAAAAGUGUGGUUUCUUUUACAACAAAAUAAAUAAAAGCAACAAAACAAAAAACAAGUGUAAAUCUGAAGCGAAAGUUUUUAAAAAAUACAUGUAACAAUUGUGAAUAUUUCUAAGCGAAUCGUGUUGAAAAACGCGCGUGUGUGUUGUUUUUUGUGCUGCAAGUAAAAAUCCAAUCCAAAUCAAGUUGGCAAUACGCGCAAAAUUGUCAGCUGCGAUAGCUAGGAAAAGCCUCCAAAAUUGAGCUCCUAACCGCGCCCACAAUUGCCAUAUCGACGCCCUCGCCGCAGCAGCAACACCAACAGCAGCAGCAACAGCAGCAACUCUAUCAGCAACAUUCACAGCAGCAGCAGCAACAUUACGGUCCACCACCGCCCUACUUUCAACAGCUACACCAGCAACACCAACAGCAGCAGCAGCAGCAACAACAGCAGCAGCAACACCAGCAACACAUGAAGUUUUUGGGUGGAAACGAUGAUCGCAAUGGCCGCGGAGGCGUCGGCGUUGGCACGGAUGCCAUUGUGGUAGGAUCUCGCGGUGGCGUGUCGCAGGAUGCCGCCGAUGCAGCUGGUGCCGCCGCCGCAGCCGCCGUCGGCUAUGUCUUCCAGCAGCGUCCAUCGCCCGGUGGCGUUGGCGUCGGAGUGGGCGUGGGCGGAGUGGGUGGCGGUGUGCCAGGGGUGGGAGCCGUUGGCUCGACCUUGCACGAGGCCGCUGCGGCGGAGUACGCCGCCCACUUUGCCCAGAAGCAACAGCAGACCCGAUGGGCGUGCGGCGACGACGGCCAUGGGAUCGAUAACCCGGACAAAUGGAAGUACAAUCCGCCGAUGAAUCCGGCCAAUGCAGCUCCUGGCGGCCCACCGGGAAAUGGUAGUAAUGGUGGGCCCGGCGCCAUUGGAACCAUUGGCAUGGGCAGCGGAUUGGGCAGCAUGGGUGGUGGUGGAGGAGGCGGCGGCGGAGCUGGUGGCGGAAAUAAUGGUGGCUCUGGCACGAAUGGCGGUCUGCAUCAUCAAUCGAUGGCCGCUGCAGCUGCGAAUAUGGCCGCCAUGCAACAGGCGGCGGCGGUGGCCAAGCACAAUCACAUGAUGUCACAGGCAGCAGCCGCCGUUGCAGCCCAGCAGCAGCAACAACAUCAGCAUCCACACCAGCAGCAUCCCCAGCAGCAGCAGCAGCAACAGCAGCAGGCGCAAAACCAGGGGCAUCCACAUCAUCUCAUGGGCGGUGGCAAUGGACUGGGCAACGGCAACGGAUUGGGCAUUCAACAUCCUGGCCAGCAGCAGCAACAACAGCAGCAGCAACAGCAACAUCCCGGCCAGUACAACUCGAAUCUGCUUAACCAUGCGGCUGCCUUGGGUCACAUGUCAUCUUAUGCCCAAUCGGGUGGCAGCAUGUACGACCAUCAUGGUGGAGCCAUGCAUCCGGGAAUGAACGGUGGCAUGCCCAAGCAGCCGCCAUUGGGUCCUCCCGGAGCCGGAGGACCCCAGGACUAUGUCUACAUGGGUGGCCAGACCACAGUGCCCAUGGGAGCCGCAAUGAUGCCGCCACAGAAUCAAUAUAUGAACAGCUCUGCUGUUGCAGCUGCCAAUCGGAAUGCAGCGAUUACCACAUCCACUGCCAAGAAAUUGUGGGAGAAAUCCGAUGGCAAGGGCGUGUCCUCGAGCACUCCCGGUGGACCGCUGCAUCCCCUGCAGAUUCCCGGCAUCGGGGAUCCCUCCUCCGUGUGGAAGGAUCACACCUGGUCCACACAGGGCGAGAAUAUCCUCGUUCCGCCCCCCUCGCGAGCCUACGCCCAUGGAGGCGCCUCCGAUACUUCAAACAGCGGCAAUGCGGGCAUACUGAGUCCCCGCGAUUCGACUUGCGCCAAAGUGGUGGAGUAUGUUUUCAGUGGCUCGCCCACAAACAAGGAUAGCUCGCUUUCCGGAUUGGAGCCGCAUUUGCGGAAUCUUAAGUUUGACGACAACGAUAAGUCACGCGAUGAUAAGGAAAAGGCUAACUCUCCGUUUGACACAAACGGCUUGAAGAAGGACGAUCAGGUCACAAACUCAAAUGGUGUUGUCAACGGCAUUGACGAUGACAAGGGCUUCAAUCGCACUCCUGGUUCACGUCAACCAUCGCCUGCAGAGGAGUCCCAGCCACGUCCCCCAAAUCUACUAUUUCCCCCACUACCCUACAACCACAUGCUCAUGGAUCAUGGCCAAGGCAUGGGCGGCGGUUUGGGCGGAGUUGUCGGAUCUGGCAACGGGGUCGGUGGUGGCAGCGGCGGCGGCGGUGCGGGUCAAUAUGCGGCCCACCAGCAGAUGGCCGCCCAGAUGAGUCAAUUGCAACCGCCGAUGAUGAACGGCGUUGGCGGCGGAAUGCCAAUGGCAGCACAGUCACCCAUGUUGAAUCACCAGGCAGCUGGACCCAAUCAUAUGGAAUCUCCGGGAAAUCUCUUGCAGCAGCAAAAUUUUGAUGUUCAGGUAAGUGACGACGUGCUUUCGCUCGCUUUUAACCACAAUCAACAACUGUUUCGCUCGCAGAAUCCGGGCCUUGCAGCAGUUGCCACAAAUGCAGCGGCCGCAGCAGCAGCCGCAGCAGCUGCCACAUCGGCAGCGAGUGCUGCGGCAGCUGUGGGCGCACCACCCGUUCCCAACGGAUCGCUGCAGCAGUCGCAGCAGCAACAGCAGCAGCAGCAGCAACAACAGCAGCAGCAGCAGCAACAGAUGCACAUGGCGGCCGCGUCGCAACAAUUCUUGGCCGCCCAGCAGGCGCAAAAUGCGGCCUAUGCCGCCCAACAGGCCACGCCCUACGUCAUCAAUCCGGGCCAGGAGGCUGCCCCGUAUAUGGGCAUGAUUGCCGCCGCCCAGAUGCCGCAGUACUACGGCGUAGCGCCCUGGGGCAUGUACCCCAGCAAUCUGAUUCCGCAACAGGGAACGCAGCCGCGCCGCCCCCUCACCCCCUCGCAGCAGGGUGCCGAGAAUCAGCCGUAUCAGGUCAUCCCGGCAUUCCUCGAUCACACGGGCUCCUUGCUGAUGGGAGGACCCCGCACCGGGACGCCGAUGCGCCUGGUUAGCCCCGCCCCCGUUCUGGUGCCCCCGGGCGCCACCCGUGCCGGCCCCCCGCCCCCGCAGGGCCCACAGCUGUACCAGCCGCAGCCGCAGACGGCCCAGCAGAAUCUCUACUCGCAGCAGAAUGGCUCCAGUGUCGGAGGUCUCGCCUUGAACACGAGCUCGUUGACGGGUCGCCGCGACUCCUUCGACCGCAGCACCUCCGCCUUCAGUCCCUCGACCAUGGACUACACCAGCAGCGGUGUGGCAGCGGCCGCCAAUGCGGUGAACAGCACAGUGGCCCAGGCAGCAGCAGCUGCCGCAGCAGCCGCCGCAGCGCGUGGCAAGUGGCCGGGAGCGAUGUCGGGAGCGGCCAGCGGAGCCUACGGCGCACUGGGAGCGGGCAAUGCCUCGGCCAGUCCGCUGGGCGCACCACUCACACCGCCGCCGUCGGCGCAAUCCUGCCUGUUGGGCAGUCGGGCACCUGGAGCCGAGUCGCGUCAGCGGCAGCAGCAGCAACAGCAGCUGGCCGCCGUUGGUCUGCCGGCGACUGCAGCAGCUGCCCAGGCAGCGGUGGCCGCGGCUGCCAACAAUAUGUUCGGAUCCAACAGCUCGAUCUUCUCGAAUCCCCUGGCCAUUCCGGGUACCGCAGCCGUGGCAGCGGCGGCAGCAGCAGCAGCGGCCGCCAACUCGCGACAGGUGGCAGCAACGGCAGCGGCAGCAGCGGCUGUGGCAGCAGCAGCCGGCGGAGUCGGUGGUGCCCCACAGCCGGGAAGAUCUCGCCUUCUCGAGGAUUUCCGCAACCAGCGGUAUCCGAAUCUUCAGCUACGCGAUCUCGUCAAUCACAUUGUGGAGUUCUCGCAGGAUCAGCACGGCUCGCGGUUUAUCCAACAGAAGUUGGAGCGGGCCACCGCUGCCGAGAAGCAAAUGGUGUUCAGCGAGAUCCUGGCCGCAGCCUAUAGCCUGAUGACCGAUGUCUUUGGCAACUAUGUCAUCCAGAAGUUCUUUGAGUUCGGCACCCCCGAGCAGAAGAACACGCUGGGCAUGCAGGUCAAGGGUCAUGUGCUGCAGCUGGCGCUGCAAAUGUACGGCUGCCGAGUGAUUCAGAAGGCACUGGAGAGCAUCUCGCCGGAACAGCAGCAGGAAAUCGUGCACGAACUGGACGGACAUGUGCUGAAGUGCGUCAAGGAUCAGAAUGGCAAUCAUGUGGUGCAGAAGUGCAUUGAGUGCGUGGACCCGGUGGCGCUGCAGUUCAUCAUCAAUGCGUUCAAGGGUCAGGUCUACUCGCUGAGCACCCAUCCGUAUGGAUGCCGGGUGAUCCAGCGGAUUCUCGAGCACUGCACUGCCGAACAGACCACGCCCAUUUUGGACGAACUGCAUGAGCACACCGAACAGUUGAUUCAGGACCAAUAUGGCAACUAUGUCAUUCAGCAUGUGCUUGAGCACGGCAAGCAGGAGGACAAGUCCAUUCUUAUCAACAGCGUGCGCGGCAAGGUACUGGUGCUGUCGCAACACAAGUUCGCCUCAAACGUUGUGGAGAAGUGCGUCACACAUGCCACACGCGGCGAACGCACUGGUCUCAUAGACGAGGUCUGCACCUUCAACGACAACGCGUUGCACGUGAUGAUGAAGGAUCAGUAUGCCAACUAUGUGGUCCAAAAAAUGAUCGAUGUAUCGGAGCCGACGCAGCUCAAGAAGCUGAUGACCAAGAUCCGGCCCCACAUGGCCGCCUUGCGCAAGUACACCUACGGCAAGCACAUCAAUGCCAAGUUGGAGAAGUACUACAUGAAGAUAACCAAUCCCAUUACGGUGGGCACAGGCGCUGGCGGAGUGCCGGCCUCCUCGUCGGCGGCAGCAGUCAGCAGUGGUGCCACCUCGGCAUCGGUAACCGCCUGCACCAGUGGCAGCAGCACCACCACAACCAGCACCACCAACAGCCUGGCCUCGCCCACCAUUUGCUCGGUGCAGGAGAACGGCAGCGCCAUGAUUGUGGAGCCCUCCUCCCCGGACGCCUCCGAGUCCUCGUCGUCGGUGGUGUCAGGAGCUGUCAACAGCGGCUUGGGUCCCAUUGGACCCCCGACCAACGGCAACGUUGUGCUGUAGAGCAAAUAGCAAUGGAAAUAAGCCAGGCAGUCAAAAGAAACUUAUUUCUCGAAUCGCAGUAUAGUUUUAGGAGCUGUAGAGCUAAACAUAAACAAAAAGUACAUAUAAAUGUAAUCUUAUUUAUUGGAAAAGCAGCGGAAAAAUGGAGCUGCUCUCGAAGAUUUGCAAUGAGUAAAACACACAUGCGCCAAGCUAGAGAAACAAAUAAGAAGCACCACUGGCAAGCUAAAAAGCAAAAGAGCUUAACAGCUAUAACUAAAUGAAAUUUGUAUUUUAACGAACAAAAAGUAAUAACGUUCUCACGAAACAAGAUUUCAAAAUAUUUGUAAAAUGCGCUCGCAUAUUUAAUUUGUAAAAAACAAAGCAUGAACCGCAAAGAUGAAAGAAAACAAAAAUGCGUAAUAAAUCGCGAUCAAGAAAACAUAAAUGAAUGUAAUGUAAAAUGUCAAUGAAACAGAUGUGUCUGCGUACAUUUUCGUUGUAACUUUGUAUAAAUUAAUUAUUAUAUAGCAAGUCUAUCUGUAAAUGAUUAAUGUUUCGACUGUAAAUUAAUAAGAAGACAACUGAAGAGCCGGCGAGCUGAAAAAAAAGGAAAGUAAAGUAAAAGAGCGGGCUGCAUGAAUUAGCCUAGAAUUUAUAAGUGCAGACAGAGGAAUCAUUUCUAAUAUACAUACAUAUAUACGAGGGAUAACAGCAGAAGCCGCACUUAGUGUAGAAUGUAGAGUAAUAAUGUUUUUGGAGCCAGCAGCUACCAAGACACAAUGAAAACAGAGACACACGAGACACGCCCACGCCCCCUCACGCACACUCGGUUGCAUACACCCAUACACAAUGAACGACUCUUCAGCCCAUUCACGUUGCUUUUGCACUAUGUAAAAAUUUUGUAUAAAAAAAAACCCCAAACAACAAACCAUGUAAACCAUGUAAUUUUCAAAUGUUUCACUGUAAAAUGUAUACAUACUAUAUUUUGUAAAUUUUUUUUAAGUCGCAAGUAACUCAUACAUAUUCUAUUCUAAACUGCACGCAUGUAUUUAUAAUUUUAUACACAUUAGCUGGUGACCAUGGAUCGACGAUCUGCAACGAUCUCGCUGCGCUGGUGGCCAGCUAAAAGAACCUGUUAGCCAAGUAAGCCCAAAAUGAUAAUAAUUGGAUUUUAAAACAAUAACCUUCAAAAUAAACCAAUUUUUUUCCAAAAUUUCCCGAUACACUUUUAUGUUUGCUAGCCCACCUUAAUGUAUGAUAUAUGUAUAUGUAUAAAUAUGAUUUAAAUCGACACGAUAUGCUUUCUCAACUGCACACUGAACGAAAUCAGGUGGAGAGUUAACUCUGUUAUGUUACACAGAAAGCGCUUGUUGCUCCCUGCGAAGCUUGAAAUGCAUUCGCUGUGCGGCUUACUAAAUAAUUAACCCUUCCUUCACGUAAGUGUAUAAAAUUGUUUUAAAACGUCAUCGAAACACUUGUAAAUUGCAAACAAAAAUUGUAUAUGUAUACAUACGAACGAAUAUUGUAAAAAGUAACAAUACCAAGAAUUUUGUACAUUUUUGAUAUAAAUUUAGAUUACUUCGCGACGCCUUAUUCCAAAUACUAAAAUAUUGAAAAUACUGAAAACGAGAGAUGGUAAGAAAAUCGAAUUUAGACUUUUUUGUCGGUUUCGUCGAAACACACAAAAAUCCAAUGUAAAACAAUUUUUGGAGAUCAAUGUAAAGUGUAUUAUGCAUAUUUUUGUACACACAAAUUCGUUGUCGUGUCGUUGUUGUUGUCGUCGUCACCGUCGUCGUUGUCGUAUUUUGUAUAUAACAAGCAAAGGAUACCAGUCAUUGAACAUUUGUAAUUUUCUGUACAUUUCCCCCCCAGCACACAUACAUCCCAUUAACCAUUCACCAUUUACCAUUAAUCCCAUUACCCCCAAUACGAUUGAACCUGAUCCCCAUUGCAACACCCGUAUUAUCCUGUCUCUGAAGAAGUGGGCGCAUUUCAAGCGACAGCGCAAGCAGGGCUCGGUAUUAUUUGUUUGGUACUUUUAGUUAUUAACUUGUCAACUGCCUGUCUCUAGAGCGCAAUGCACUGAUAAUUUUAAUUUAAAUAAUCCAUAGAUGAACAUUGUAUUUAGGAUUCUCGAAUUCGAUACGGAGUGAACAAUGCAAGUAGAGAUGCUUUCUGUAGGCUAAAACACAUUGCUACACGCCGUGUACAUUUGACGUGUAAAAUACACAGGACACCCACACCCACACUCACACGAACACCUACACAUCUACACACUCACACAGACACAAAGGACACAGCGAGCUGCUUAGCUGUAGUAGUUAGUGUAAGCCAGCGAAUCCCUAUAAAUAUUUAAACAUAUAUACACGCAUAUAGAAUUAUGUACUACACUUAGUUUUGAACUUGACGUGAGGCAAACGUUUUUAAAGAAACAAAAAAAGGAUGUAUAUGUAAAAUACAUGUGUAGAGUAGCGGAAGUGCCGUGGCACAGUGAAAUUUACACGUAUAUGCUGGCGUAUUCUACACACGCCCAGUUUUUACAGUAACAAUUUUUUGCACGCAUGUAAGAAACUUGGGUAUACAAGUCGAAAACUAAAAACCUAAAGCAAAUUCCACUUAAAAAAGGAUCAAUAUUAAACAAACCACAACUGUAAACAAUAAAACUUAAAACUGUACGAAAACUCCCUGUAAACAUGUAAACGUAUAAAGAAGCGAAAUGAGCAAGCAUUUCUUUGUAUGCCAAAGGCAAAAAAAGGUGGGGCAUUUUGAAUUUGCAAAAUCUGAAGACCCCUCUGCGAUUGGUUUGGAAUUUUCGCAAAGUGAAGUGUAAAAACAAAAUAAAGCCCAAUACGAUAAAGCCCUAUAGAUAACCAAGAUUUCAAGUAAAUAUAAUGCAUACAGCAGAAGCAAAAAUUUGUAAAAUUUUUUCGACAGCAGAACCUUGUAAACUAAGCUAAGGACAUAAAUAAACCAUUUGUAAUUUGUUGUAAAAAGAAAAGAAAGAACGACGGAAGGAAGAAAGGAAUGCGGAAAUUAAAAGGCAUGGCAUGUGCUCGAGCUGGCGUCAAGUAAAACUAUAAAUUAUAUAUAAAUAUAAAUAUAUAUUAAAGCAUAUACAUACAUAUAAAUAUAAAUAUACAGUAAUUAAUUAAUUACGAGAAUAUUUUGUAGUUACACACUCGAACACACGGAGAAAUUCAAGUCUACAAACACAGAGCGAAACCUUUAGUUUUGUAAACCGCGAGCGAUUGGCACAAGUUAUAUAACUACAAUUUGGACAGCAUUGCAUUCGAGCAUUUGAUUUAACUAUGCAUUAGAUUUUUAUGUUUAUUAUUAUUAUACAAAAUACGAUUAAUGCUAAUUUCUUUGUGAAAAAAAUAAAACAAGUUUAUUAUGUAGCAAAAAGAAAACGUUUCAUUUCUCAAUUCGAACCGAUUUAAUUGUCUCUUCCUUACACCAAAAAGCACACACCCACACCCACACAUAGUUUCAACUAAUUGGCUUCAAUGGAAGGCUGCGAUGACUACAAAUCUGAAAAAUCUGAAAUCAAAAUUGAUAUUAAUACGGCAUGCCAAUAAACGAGCAUAGCAUUACAUUGCAAAUAAAUAUAGAUAAAUAAUAUACACUUACCAUAACCUAUAGCCCUUCCAAAACCGCAGAAAAUGGCACAACAACCAAAUGAGAGCGCAAGUUCGAGGCAUUUUAUACGGCGCAUUUUUUAUAUAUGAGCAGGCUAGCUGUCUAUAUGAUAUUACCCAAAAAAAUGGUCGACUUUUAUAAUGAGCCAGUAAGUAAACAAGACAUAUUUUUUUAUAAGCCUUGGCAAGCUAAACUUUUACCAGGCCGUACAUUUUAACAAAAUUAUACAUACUUAAAAGCAAGAAUACCAAAACCUUAUGCCCAAACUCCUAAAUAAAGUCGAAAACAACAGCAAAAUCCAUACCAUACCAUUUUCAACUAGUAGAAUUUUUCCAAAUUGUAGAAAUGUAAACCUUCAUAUAAAUAUAUAGAUUUGUAAUUGAGCUCUCUAGUUGGGGUAAAAACACUUCUAUACGAUACAAAUAAACUCCUAUGCUGGUCGUUCCUUGAGGCACGACAUAAGGAAUGAACUGGAUACAGUAGUAAAACUCAUGUAGAAACACAGCAGUAAG